AUGGAACCAAGGAACAAUGUAACUUACUUUGUCCUCCUGGGCCUCACUCAGAAUCCAAAGGAACAGAAACUACUUUUUGUUAUGUUCUUGUUCUUCUACAUUUCGACCCUGAUGGGCAACCUGGUCAUUAUCGUGACUAUAACUGUCAGUAAGACCCUGAACUCACCGAUGUACUUUUUUCUUGCUAGCUUAUCAUUUAUGGAUGUCACUUAUUCUUCUUGUAUUACACCUAGAAUGAUUUCAGACUUAUUCUUAGGGGAAAAAAUCAUAUCAUUUGAAUCUUGCAUGACUCAGUUGUUUACAGAGCACUUUUUUGGUGGAUCAGAGAUCAUCAUUCUGCUGGUGAUGGCCUACGACCGCUAUGUGGCCAUCUGUAAGCCCUUGCAUUAUUUGGUGAUCAUGAGGCAGAGGGUGUGUGUUGUGUUGCUGGCGGUGUCCUGGGUUGGAGGCUUUCUGCACUCAAUUAUUCAACUCAGCACUGUUUAUGGGCUCCCAUUCUGUGGCCCCAAUGUCAUAGAUCACUUUAUGUGUGACAUGUUCCCUUUAUUGAAACUUGUCUGUACUGACACCUAUAUCAUCGGCAUCUUAGUGUUGGCCAAUGGAGGACUGAUCUGCACUCUUGGUUUUCUGCUCUUACUCGUCUCCUACGGAGUCAUCCUGCACUCUCUGAAAAACCUGAGUCAGGAAGGGAGGCGGAAAGCCCUCCAGACCUGUGGUUCCCACAUCACUGUGGUUGUCUGCUUCUUUGUUCCCUCUAUAUUUGUAAAUGCAAGACCUGCUAAGACCUUCCCCAUUGACAAAUCAUUGAGUGUGUUUUAUACAGUCAUCAGUCCCAUGCUGAACCCAUUAAUCUACAGUCUAAGAAAUUCUGAGUUAAGUAAUUCCAUGAAGAAGGUCUGGAGAAGGAACAUCAUAGCUCAUUUUAAAUAA
Messenger RNA from Odocoileus virginianus texanus, 930 nucleotides. RefSeq names its product olfactory receptor 4A47-like. Gene Ontology annotation, biological process: G protein-coupled receptor signaling pathway. The record is from RefSeq and is a predicted model, not a curated record. Gene Ontology annotation, cellular component: plasma membrane. NCBI's taxonomy places the organism in Eukaryota, Metazoa, Chordata, Mammalia, Artiodactyla, Cervidae. Gene Ontology annotation, molecular function: G protein-coupled receptor activity; olfactory receptor activity.